This is a messenger RNA of Papilio polytes (common Mormon), 2102 nucleotides long. RefSeq lists its product as uncharacterized. The transcript has 11 exons. Bases 183 to 2102 code for a protein of 639 amino acids. Lineage: Eukaryota; Metazoa; Arthropoda; Insecta; Lepidoptera; Papilionidae. The record is from RefSeq and is a predicted model, not a curated record.
CACCGCGCGGUCCCCAACGCGCACUGUCGUGUUGCGCGCGACCAAUUUUAAAAUCGAAAUCUCUCGAUCAGUGAAGGGAAUUGUGACAGAAGUGUUGAGUGUCAAGUUCAGUGUUGGGUCAUUAGAAGUUGUGUGAUGUGGACCAAAUCUUAGUGCAAGGUCAGUGAUGGUAUGGAUUCGCGAUGCCGGAUUGGCGAUACAACGUGCUGUCGACCAGUGAGGCGUUCCUCGACGGCGCCGGCCCGCCGCGAGACCCUCUGGUGUCUAGCUAUCCGCGACGCGCCGACCGCACGCGGCCCAUACACACCUGUCCCUACACAACUAUCUUCCUAGGAAGUCGCUCGCACGUGCCCUACCGUCUGCCAACGCAUUCUGAAAACGGUGACCCAUUCGCAGAUGCAUAUUCCGUAGAUCGUUCCUCCAAUUUGACCGAUACGUCCAGUUUCGCACGAUACGAGGAUUGUCGUCCACAGAUAGACGAAACGCUAUCAGAAGAGAACGAACAAGUUUACUCCGACGAAAAGGCAGAUGAAAAUUUAUCACUCCAAGUUCAAAAGGUGCCAUACACAUCAAGCGUGUAUUAUAUAUCCGCUAAAUCAGAAACAUUAAACAAAGAUGGACAGGGAACUGAUCUAUUCCUGGUCGAAGCAUCGGAAUCGGACGCCCUGUCGUCCUGCACGUGCGAUAGCUUUGAACGCUGUGAAUUCGACUGUAGGGAUUUUGAGCCAUUUUCUGACACGUGCUGUUGCGACCCACUUAGCGAUGGAGUGUGCAGUCGUAGUCCAAAAGUAGUGGAAUCACCGGAGGGCUUUUGUGACAAAACCGUUGAUGAAGAUGGUGCGUCGGCGCGAAGCGAUAUGGACGGUCUAGAUUUAACUUUGUUCGAACCGGCGCAAACGGAAUCGAAUCAAUGCGAAGUUCAGACAACGAGUCGCAGCGCGGGGACGGUAGCGACUGGUCUAUGCGGGGUGCUGUAUUCUGUACCAGACUCCGGUAAUGACGGUGCUGCGGUUGCGCUGAGCGGCGCGGCGGUGGGCGUGCCGGCGUCCUGGGAGCCGUUUUACUGCGUGCUGCAGCAGGAUCGCCGCACUCUCACCGCCUACACCAGCGAAGAACUUGCUCAAUCAACGAAUAACAACGGGGAAUACUCGACUCGAAGUCUUCCUCGGGUGCGAAUAGAUGCCGGUUCUAACGCGGGAACCGCUGGUGUACGGCUGCGAUGCUGGGCAGCACCGCCGUCUAUCACCGAGGAGGAAGUUGAAGACGAGAUCGAAGAAGAUGCCGUGUCUUUACGAGCUGUGCCCGUUCAAGACACAUCAUAUGAGAAAGCAUGUCGGCGGGGCUCGGCACCGAGCACGCCGGUGCCGGGUGCGCAGGCGCAGCACAGCCCCUCGCGGCUCGCCUCCUUCUUCUUCUCGAAGCGAUCGUUCAGAAGCAACCCGCUCAAAAGGACCAAGUCAGCUACGAAGCUGGAAAGAGAAAGAGCGCUGGCUGCUGUCCCCACACAUCCUCCGACACACGCACUACGGACCUCAAGAUCUCAUGAAAGUCUACUGUCAGCACACUCACCCGCCGUAUCCACUAUGGAUUUGGGACCACCAAAUCAAGUAGAAAUCCGUGCGCUGCACUCGUCGGUGUUGGGCCGCGCGCACUGCUUCGCGCUCAGCGCAGAGAACAGAGCACCGCGGUACUUCGCCUGUGCCUCGAGGAAGGAACGCGAUCGCUGGAUAUACAGCCUACGGCAAGCGGCGCGACCGGACGAGAUGCGUACACGACGAUGCGAGCGCACCGUCAAACUGUGGCUCCUAGAGGCCAAGGCCAUACCGCCCAAGAAACGAUACUACUGCGAAAUACUGCUCGACGAUACGCUCUAUGCAAGGUCGUCGUCGAAGUUGAAGACGGAGCUGUGCUUCUGGGGCGAGGUGUACGAAUUCGGCGCUUUACCCGCAGUACGCAAUAUUCACGUCAAUGUGUACCGCGAGCCGGAGCGGCGCGCGCGCAAGCGGGACAAACACGCGCUAGUCGGAACUGUCCGCAUCCCUGUGGAUGACGUGUCGUCCCGCUACUUGAACGAGCGUAUAACAAUAUUCUUAUCACAAUAA